Molecule: messenger RNA, 14562 nt
Organism: Oncorhynchus keta (chum salmon)
Lineage: Eukaryota; Metazoa; Chordata; Actinopteri; Salmoniformes; Salmonidae
Gene: crtc1a
Product: CREB regulated transcription coactivator 1a
Exons: 14
Coding region: 378-2093 (571 amino acids)
Biological process (GO): protein homotetramerization; positive regulation of transcription by RNA polymerase II
Cellular component (GO): cytoplasm; nucleus
Molecular function (GO): cAMP response element binding protein binding
Source: RefSeq, a predicted model, not a curated record
GACACACACAACCACUUUCAUAGGCUCAAGCCUUCAUCAGAGGAAAAUAAGGGGAACAGGAUAGAGUAUUGUUAUGCCUUGUAGGCUAAGUGGCUACAAAAGGCAAGCAAACAAGAAGAACCCGACAAACACGUUCUUUGGAGCAUCUUAUUUUUGUUAUCCGCAUACGUCUGACAAGUGGACCGUUGGUAACAUGUUCAGACAAGCAACAAUGAGGGUAAAAUGUAUAACUUAAUAUCACUUUUUGGUAUUUCACCCAUCCCUGGUGAAGAAGGUGGGGGAUGCAGGCGUUCCAGAUGUGCGCGUCACCUACGCCCACGCGCAAGGACGUGUGCAUGCAACGUCAUUGAAGGGAAAGCGGAGCAGAAGAGCGAAACAUGGCGACAUCAAACAAUCCGCGGAAAUUUAGCGAGAAAAUCGCUUUACAUAAUCAGAAGCAGGCAGAGGAGACCGCAGCAUUCGAGGAAGUGAUGAAAGAUUUGAGUAUUACCCGAGCAGCGAGGUUACAGUUACAGAAGACCCAGUAUUUACAGCUGGGACAAAACCGUGGGCAGUACUAUGGCGGAUCAUUGCCAAAUGUCAAUCAGAUUGGAAAUGGCACCAUUGACAUGCCUUUUCAGACUCCCUUUCAAGGUUCAGGUGACACUAGCAGGACAACACGGCAUCAUGGAUUGGUUGACAGAGUUUACCGGGACAGAAACCGCAUCACGUCCCCACAUGGAAGGCCCCUCGACAAACAUGGACGCCAAAUUGAUAGCUGUCCAUAUGGUUCAGUGUAUCUGUCACCCCCAUCUGACACCAGUUGGAGGAGGACUAACUCGGACUCUGCGUUGCAUCAAAGCACUUUGAACCCACAGGACAUUUUCGCGGGAGGCUCACAGGACAUGCAGCCGAAACGAGUGCUUAUGCUUCAUGUACCAAGGCCAGAAGACACAGAAUCAGAUAUGGACAAAGACGAACAGAAACAGAACUGGGAUGGUAAAAAGAAUGCUUCAUCAAGGUCCAAGGUCCCAGGAAUCAAUAUAUUCCCAUCUCCGGAUCAGGAUCUGACUGCGACACUGAUGCCAUCAGCCCACGACACGGGCGGUGGCUCCCUGCCUGAUCUGACCAACAUCCAGUUCCCCCCUCCGCUGCCCACCCCCCUGGACCCCGAAGACUCCACCCUCAGCACCUCCAACAGCAAGGGAAACCUGGCCCCCAGCCACUCACACAGUUUCAGUUCCACCAGCCAAGGACAGACCACCUCCCAGCAAGGCAGGCAGGACAACAUGGUCAACCAGGACUCCCACCAGCACCACUCCCUACAGCUCUCCCCCACCCUGUCGCCACCGCUCACCCUCGCCCAGGUAGCACAGACCAUAGAUGCCAUGACUCUGGAAGCGCAGUUGUCCCAGUACUCGUUCUUCAGCCAGUCCUCCUCUCAGCAGCAGCAACAGACCACUCAAGGACUGACCAGGCUGGUUCAGCUCCCCUCCCCUCUGAACACCUCCUCCAUCCAGACACAGAACUCCAUGGAUAUGAACUCGGGCUCUUUCCCCCAACAGUACCGCAGUAGGGCUGGGUCUUCAGCCAAUCAGUCUCCAACCUCUCCAGUCUCCAAUCAAGGCUUCUCACCUGGAGGCUCGCCUCAACACAACUCCAUAUUGGGCAGUGUAUUUGCAGACUUCUAUGACCAGCAACUCGCAUCCAGACAGACCAGUGCUCUCUCCCAACAGCUGGAGCAGUUCAACAUGAUCGACAGCAAUAGUCUGUACGGCCAGGGCUCAACCCUCAGCUACUCCCAAGCAGCGAUGAUGGGUUUGACGGGAAGCCACGGCAACCUGCAAGACUCCCAGCAGCUGGGCUACAGUAGCCAUGGCAACAUCCCCAACAUCAUUCUCACAGCCACAGGAGAGUCUCCACCCAGAUUGUCCAAGGGGUUGUCUUCUAGCUCUCUGUCAGCUGACAUCAGCUUCGAUGCGGACUCUCAGUUUCCCCUAGACGAGCUGAAGAUCGACCCGCUGACCCUGGACGGGCUGCACAUGCUCAAUGACCCUGACAUGGUCCUCACUGACCCUGCCACUGAAGACGCCUUUCGGAUUGACCGGCUGUAGAGCUGCUGCCAAAGUCACCGACUGCGUUGGUGAAACCCGGCCUGAGGUGUUGAGGGCUUGUGUCUGAGGGGAGAGGGCUACUUUUGGGGUGUGGGAGCCCAAGGCGAGGCCCCAGCUGUGAAGUGUGUUCAUCCCACCUCCCUUCACCAGCAGCCCCUUUCUAAGAGCUAUGGGAUAGUGUGGUAGUAGGGAAAUUAGUUUGUCAAGAAAUGGUCGACACAGUUUGCUUUCUCUCUUCAGAAUGGGAAAGAUUGAUGGCAACAUUGUCAUGUCUGGUGGAUAUUGAGCUUAUGGUCCUGCUGUGACUAGUUUGUGCUUACCAUUCUUCAUCCCUUAACUUUUUCUUUUUUUUACCCAUGCAUCCUGCUGGCCUUUCUGUUGGAUGCUUUGGUUUUUGUAAAGAACGAAAACAGUAGGGGCUACAACACUACAUUGGUCUUGCCUCCCAUUUGAAGACAUUAACUGAUUCAAAUCAUGUCUGCAGGGGGAACUGUUUAUCUUUCUCUCACCUGCCAUACUAGAUUAGCAUGUCUUAGCUCAUAUAAUCACUCAUCUGCUUUUCAGAACCGCCCUAUCAUGGUAAAUCUUGCCAGUCACAUUUCCGUCAGUGCCCUUAACCUCGCUGUCUAACUCACACUAGUUGUAUUUAUUGGUGCUCUGAUUUUUGCCCCGAAGUUGACCAGUAUUUUACUUUAGGUUCCCUUCCGAAAUUGUCAUUUUAAUUUCAAUCCAUCAAUUUUGUACAACAUGUUUUAGUGCUGGUCAACAUCUAAGCGGUUUACUUAGUUGAACAACUAGGAGUUAUAACCCUCCCCUUUAGCUUAUGAUUUUCCAGAACAGCUGAAGUAAAACCUAAAUUCUAGUUUAACAAACCUUGAAAAAUCGCUCAGAAUCCUAUUUGUAGAUACAUUUUUAAAAAGGAUGGCAGCCUAGCGUCACUUUGGCAAUUUAUCCAUGAAAUGACAUUUCAGCUGUAAUAUGCCACCAAUGGUAGCUGGUUUUCAGAUGCAAACAAGAUAAAAAAUGAUAUCUGAACGAAUCACUGUGAGUGAUAAGAUUCUGCCCGAUAAGAGCACAUGAGACUAUUAUCUCAACUCUCCUUUAAAAAAAUGCAGGUUGUUGUGCAACUUGUUUAGACUCUUAAGUAGUGAAGUGUAAACUUAUCAAGCAUCACUGUUUCUUUUCCGAUGGCCUGAAUCACAUUGGCACUAGUGUGAGAAGAGGACCAAGUUGAGCACAACUAGGGGAGGUUUAUCACAACUUACGUUGUUAUCCACUGCUUUUCACUUGUUACCAUUUUGCUUUUCAUAUUUGAGGUGGUACUGUAUUUCACUUGUCAGCCAAAUAGAAAUGGACAGAAAGAGCCGAGGUAUCACAUUUCUGAUGCCCUUGUAGUUGCUACUUGUGCAUUAGAUAUUUUAUUUCAAAUAAUUGCUUGAUCACUCAGUAUGGGUACAUCUCCGUUGGGUGUAGUCAACAAGGAACUCCUAUCACACAACGUCUGUCAUAGACUGCAGCGACCGCCAAUAAGGGGGAACCCCUCUCCUUUAUAAGGCGCUGUCGCUCCCUCCCGCCUCACUUUUCAUUCUUCCUUACGAUGUCGUAAUACUGCUAAUAUACUCUCCUCAGCAUUGACUUGGACUACUGUUUCCUGCUGAACUGUUGAUAGGUGAACCCGUGUGGUUCGCUGUUGAGUGUAAGAAUCUAGCUUUUUGUCGAGAGUGUUUAGGUUUUUACCCGAAAGUAAAAUUUCCUCUGUCUCUGGCUAGCUAGCGUCAAACAGCUAGUUCUACCCUACCAGCGCACCUAGCUACCACUUCCUGUUGCUUAUUCCCAAUGAUGUGGAGGAAGGAAGAAAUUUGGCUUGGUCCUGCUUCAGGUGAAUUUAACCCAGCUAGCUCACAAAGAAUGCACCUUCUCUUCAGCUAGCAGUGUGCUAGCACCAGCUAGGAUACUAACCCUUGGGGUGAAAACCAGCUUCCUAUGCCAGGACUAGCUAGCUACACAGCUAAGCAUCGGCGAGCACACGACUAGAGCUCUCUCUUGGCGUAGGUAGCAUCCCUUCCUCGUGCCUAACUUUCCAGCGGCCUUGCUGACCAGGUUGACCGGUCUUGCCUAUAGGUACUGCGGUCUUGGGAGAUUCUCUAGCCUAUAGAGCAAUGCUCAGCGUGCCACCCUAGGCUUGUAGCUCACUCCAACAGUGAGCUACACUCCAACACUGGCUCUCUUUCCAGUGUGCUUGCAAUAGCUAGGCAACUAACCCACGAGGUCAACUCCAGCUAGCUACCGACUGGACUUCUAGCUACACAGCUAAGCAUCAGCAGCACACACACAGCCCAGGGUUUUCCUGUCGAACGCUAGCUAGCUAAAGCCAGGACUAGCUCCAUAGCUAACGUCGGCCAGUACACGCUCAGAGCUAGCUCCACUGGGUAGCAUUAUUUCCCCUCGCUGGAUACGCUGACCGGUCUUGCCUCUCGGUACUGCAGUCGUGGGAUAUUUUCAGCCUGUAGAGAGUCAACCUCUCAAGCUAACAGAGUGCUAACUACAGCUAGGCAUUUAGCCCACCGGGCUACUACUAGCUAGCUGAACUGUAAGUACUCCAUGGUGAGGCAGGCUUUGAGUAACAUGUAUAACCCGGCUGACAAAACAAUUUCUUCCGGAGUUAUGGCUACUGUAUUUCCUUGUGCUGGGCGAACUAAGCCAUGCACUCAAAUUCCUGGAAUUACUAGCUAGUUAUUGCUAAAACUGACCGUUUACACCGCACUAUGGUCAAAAGAGGCUUUCCAGACCGAAGAGUAACACAGCUCUUCUCGGCUAGCAUGGUGCUAGCUAUAGCCAGAAGAGUAAGCAACUGGGUGAACACUGGCUAGCCAAUACCAAUUAUGAGAACCUCAUGGCUUAACGUCGUCUAGCAAACGAUUAACCCGGGUAACAUGCCCAGACAGCUCUCGACCACCCUGAUUACUGCAAGUAUUGUAUGGCAUGAACGGAGAACCGGUCAAUGCUAGCUUAAGCUAUCCUACCAGCCAUCCCGACAAACACCAACUAGCUAGCUAACUACCGCCUGGAUAUUACUAGCCUAACCCUCAUACAUACUUAGUCUAGCACCCAGUUUCUUUGUACUUACUGUUUGAACUGGUCCCAAUUCUAUGAUCCGGUCCACAAGAUAGCAAAGACAGGCUAGCUGUCUUUGUGCCCUCCAAGCUAAGCUCUCCCCUUGGUUCAGGUUCAAGCUGAGGCUGGGCGGGUAGAAUUCAGUCACCAACAAGCACUGUCCCCACACGAUGCUUACAGCACCUCCAGAAAUAUAUUGCUCUUUGUCCCACUUGCCAAAGUGCCACAGAGCCUGUUUUUUUUUCUAUAAAUCAAAAUCAAAUCGAAGUUGGUCGCGCACACACUCUUUUGCAAUGUUAUCACAGGUGCAGCGAAAUGCUUAUGUUUCUAGCUACAACAAUGCAGAAAUAUCUAGCAAUACAAUAACAAUGCACACAUAAUCCGAAAGUUAAAAGAAAUUAAGACAACAGAAUGAGCAUUAUCAGAACGAGCAAUGUCAAAGUUCAGAAUAUAAAUAAUCAUUCACAGGAAGAUGGGAAUGGACAUGGGGAUGAACGUAGGAAAGGUAGUGGAAUGGUAGUGGUUGAGAGACAGAGGUAAUGAAUACACUGUACACAAUACUAUAACUGAUAGCACAAGUAGAGCAACAAGACUAUUAAAGGGAAGGAUGAAAAUGUAUAUGCUCCCUGCACAUAUGACAAUACAACAAUAGUAACAACUAACUAUUAAGAACAAUAUAUAAAUGUCACACAACUCACUUUGGGCACGCACAAAAUCCCACAAGUCCAGAGAUAUGAGUGAGUCCAGUUGUUGAUGGGCAGAGACAGACUGUUUCUCUCUGCCACUUGAGGGAGACUGCAAGUAUUGUGUGACCUGCAGAGUCAAGAGGAUAGGCAUAUAUCCAGCCCUCUAGGAACCUCCCUAGCAACCUAUCAGGGCAAAGGUCACACAGGUUAGAGAGGCAGGUUUAUGGUACCCCUAGACUCUCAGGCUCCGGUCGUGGGGGAAGGGGAGUGGAGUGUGCAGCUUAGGGUUGUGUGGUGCUGAUAAGUCACCAGCAGGUAAUUUGUAACAAAUACAGUAGAUACAUAUACAGUGGUAAAAUAGUGUUCAAUAACUCUAUGUACAUAGAGCAGCAAUUUCUAAGGUGCCGGGUAGAGUAGCGGGUGGUAGCCGGCUAGUGAUGACUGUUUUAACAGUCAAGAUGGCCUGUCCCAGCUUUGACGCUGGGACAGUGGCUGAGGUCCUUGAUGAUGGUGGCUGAGGUCCUUGAUGAUCUUGGCCUUCCUGUGACAGUGUGCUGUAGAUGUCCUGGAGGGCAGGCAGUGUGCCCCUGGUGAAGCAUUGGGAUGACCGUACCACCCUCUGGAGAGUCCUUCGACUGCGGGUGGUAUAGUUGUACCAUGGAGUGAUACAGCCCGACAGAAUACGCUCAAUGGUUCAUCUGUAGAAGUUUGUGAGGGUAUCAGGGGCCAAGCCAAAUUUAUUCCGCCUCCUGAGGUUGGAGAGGCUCUGUUGCGUCUUCUUCACCAUGCUGUCGGUGUUAAGGGACCAUUUUAGUUCCUCAGUGUUGUGCACACAGAGGAACUUGAAGCUUUUGACCCUAUUCCACUGCGACCCCGUUGAUGUGGAUGGGGGCGUGCUGUCUCAGCUGUCUAGUGAUGAGCAUAGAGGGCACUAUGCUGUGGAAGGCUGAGCUGUAGUCAGUGACCAGCAUUCUUACCUGCGUAUUCCUCUUGUUCAGGUGGGAUUGGGCGGUGUGCAAUGGUGAUUGUGUCGUUCGUGGAUCUGUUGGGGUGGUAUGCAAAUUGUGGUGGGUCUAAGGUGAUUAUGAUCCUUAGAGUGACGCUCUUUAACGCUGCCAGUGGGGACGGCCUAGAGGCCAUCAACAGAGAAAAACGGCACAGCUCACACCCUGCCCCCAUUUGGCAGAAGAUGAUUUCCUGCAUAACGAAGGAGGGGUGCCUCUGCUUUUCUAGAGCCCUAUCCUCUAUGCAGCAACGCAUCGUUUCGUACCCACGAGGAGGGAGGGGUCCCACUCAUUACUCAACAUGUAGGAAAGAGGGCCCCCGAACUCCUGUAACCCCCGCCAACUCGGCCCAUGUGGCAGCCCGCUGGGUUCUGCAUCAAAAAGCCACGUGGGGAUGUUUAGAAGGGGACAACGGAUAAGCCAUAAGGAACUCGGGUCCCUGGCUACGCAGCCGACUGUCCAUACACAGGCGAAGCCCCAGAACCAGAGAAAGCCUGGAGGUUAAACAAUCCUUCGAUGCAGUCACAGCAAAAUUCUGCCCUCCUAAAGCCCACUGGUGGCCAGGAUGGCCAGUGACUCUAUUUUGUUCGCACCCAUGUAGACACAUUAGAAGCUCCCUGCCCUACCCUCUCUCCAGUUCAGUGUAGACUUAUCUCCCCACCCUGUGAGAAAUGCUACUACGUUUGUUUUCACCAUCUACUACACAGGGACUUAUCUUUGGCCUCGUUAACAGUGAGAUCCGCACCUCGCCCCCCGAGUGCCGCCCCAUUCAUAGCUCUCCCCCCUGGCUAUGUUGUUCCAGCCAGGGCCAGGAGACGAUGUGUUUGCUCUCCCUCCAUACUGCUUAGGUCAGAAAGGAGCAGGACGGCAGUAUACCAGUUGUCAUCAAGCGCCAUCCCCGUGCACUAUACCUCUUUUAUAACCUUUUUCUGUUACAUCCAGGCCCCUCGCCAACAGCACAGAGCUAAUUUAUUAUAAUGAAAGAGUUGACACCUCGUUUGCGCUGCUAGAGGGCAUCCUUGCCUCAGGCGAACGAAGGUCUCGGCACCUAUAGCAUGCACCCCUACUGGCUGGGAAAGAUUGUUGCACAUGCACAGUCUCCCCCGGGUGAUGUACAGGGUUGCUUAGGAACGGCAGGCAUCAGCCCCGAUGUCUUCACUUUUCGGUGGCUUUCGGGAAUUCGUCUCUAUUGCCACAUCCUUUUAUUAGAGCCAGGGAACUUGAAAAAGGAGGAGGGGACUAGGCCCCCGACAGCUAUCCUUUAAGCCUGCAGUGCUAUUCUGCCUCUUCCUUGUAUUUUGCAUUUGGACUACUACCUGCUUUGUUCUCCUUCAUAGGAAAACAAGCAAUAAGGAGGGUGCAGCAGAGGGGCUGCUCAGAUUAGGGAUCUGACAAAUUGGAGGGGAAAAAAUCCUAGUUUAAAUGCCCAUUUUUUUUGUGAUUGUCUGUUAAAAAACAAUAAGAAAAAUGCAUACAUUCCAUGUAUUCACAAUGCAGCUGCGCAAUGGUUUGGGUCUCAAGGUGCGUCCCUUUCAGAUGGUUAAGCAUUGCACCUCUACUAACAUUGCUGUACCUCGAUACAUUGCUGUACCUCAAUUCCGCCUCCCAAAGUUUGCAUUUCCUUCUCAUUUAUCUUCUCAAGGUAUUGCCAUACAGGACUUGGUUGCUGUCGCUUGUCUUUCUCUGACAUUUUUCCAACUGUUGAUGGCGACGAUGAUGUAGUGGUGGAGAGUCGACUCUAGAAUGGUUGAUUCUAUGACUCCUUGAGUGUCGACUCCCAUUUCUGGGUAUCGAGAUUCGAUUCAGUAAUUUCUGGAACGGAGGAGACUGAUUAGUUGCUGUUCUUCCGAGAACACAAACACUUGCAUCUUUCAUAGAAGUCUAGCGAGCGAUGGAGAGAGAAGGGACGAGUUAUAUUAGGCAGGUACAAAUCCCUUGGGCUGGUCACUAAAGUUCUCCAUCCACUUAGUUAACUGUCCUUCAACGUCAUUUCUAUCCUAUCCUACUAUAGAGGGAUUUGACUGCAUUGACGACUCACAACUGCUAGGGCACGUUCGCCAUUUUCAUCUGGCAGACUGGUUCCCAGACUUUUAGAGACAGCAGGCACGCUUCACCAUUGCUGCUAGCUAAAGCCAUAGCACCGUUGGGCAUCAUGCACAUCCCACAACACUGACCCGGGCUGGCCUCCAUGUCCUGCUGUUCGUUACAUUGGUGCUAGAUAUGGGAUGGUGACCAAGGCACCAUUGGAACACAACAUGCGUGUGUUUCCUAAGCUUAUGCCUCGGUGGCAGAUCGCCCUGCUCUGUUCCUCUGUAUAUUGCACUCUUAAAACCAAGACUGAUUCAGAUGUCUAGCCUCCACACUGUUGGUAGGCCUGGCUGUCCCCAGAUGGUAUACAUGGGUGCUGGAGCAAUAUGACGAGGGAAACCUCCCUCUAGACGCACCAACAUCUCCUGCCCUAUGGCCCUGUUUUGGGCCCUGCCAUUCUCACUUGGGUUCCAGUACAGCAGCCACAGGCAGGCGGACUUCGCCUACGACCAGUGACCAAGCAGAGAGUCCCACCCUGGAACAUCUAGGGUGCUUGAGAGUAAUUUUCACAGCCGCUGGAAAGCGUGGAAAUUAGUUUCUCUCAUUUAAUACCGCUUUACUUGGCCAUUUGUAUCCACAAAGCGGGUGAGUGAGCUGCACGCACUGUCAGUUUCACCACUAGUGCUUGUUCCUUGCCCUGGGGUUAUCCAGGGUUAUUUCAACAUAAAUCAUUUUUUUUGUGCUUAAAGAUUAGUAGGGGUUUAUCAGCUCUCUUUAGAGCCGUUGGCUUUUCACCCACCACAUAUUUCUCCAUGGAGGAAUAUUGUUUCCACUGCUUGUGCUCCACAUAUUUUGUGCUUCUACGUGGACAGGAUGAGAGCCCUGAAAGGACUUCCCUAAUGUAGGGAGACUCAUUUCUCGACCAGGCAUUUAUCCAAGUGGAGGCUAUUAUAAGGCAUAUAACAGCAAGGGGUGACUACCUCUGGAGGGCAUCAGAGUUCAUUCCACCAGAGGUGUGGCUGCGUCACGGGCAUGAUUUAAGAAGGUAUCUCUGUUCAGAGAUAUUUCUGGGAUAUUAUUCCUCCAUAAAUUUUACCGAUCUCACCGGCACGUGAGCUUCGAGUCAGCACAUCUGAGAGUUGAUUCUGACUACCUGGAGAGUGUACGAGCCCUACAGGAGUUGGCUAAAUCCCAUACUGAGUGAUCAAACGAUUAUUUGAAAUAGAAUGUGACGUUACUUAACCCUGGUUUUAUGAUAAUGACUGAGGUCACUUAGCUCGUUGCUCUUCACACAAUCUGCGUAUGGAAGAACGUACACUUGUACAAGUAACGCAGGAGGGGGCGUCAGCGCCUUAUAAAGGAGCAGAGUCUAUUGGCUGUCACUCCUGUCUGUCUACGACAGAUGUUGUGUGAAAGGAGUUCCUUAUUGACUACGACCAAUGGAGACAUACCCAUUCAUACGGAGUGACCUCCCUCAUUUUAUCCUAGAACCGUGAUUAUGCUAAGUAACCUUACAUUUCGCUCCCUGGUAAUUGAUGUUUUGUUUAAAUUAGUUGUCUUUUUAAAAAUUGGAUUUUGCUUAUGGUAUCUAUGCAGAACAAAUUAAUUGAUUGAAGACCGUUAUUAGCAAUCUAAUAGGCUUAAGCAAGUACCUAAACUAAGUACCUACCGUGCUUAUUUGUACGGUACCAUUUUUAUAGCUUUUUUAGCAAAGAAAAUAAGCAUUUUGACAUGUUUCAUUCGCUACUUUUUAUUGAACAUUUUAGUUUGGGUCUUCCACUUCACAGAUGAGAAUGCAAAUUAUAUAUUCUGCACGUUGGCUUUGGCAGAAACGGUAAAAAAGCAUGACAAAAGAGAAACUUGAGGAUUACGCUGCAUAUAUAAGAACAUUAACCCCUAUAUGUGACUCCCACGGAUGUGUCUGAGGUUGAUUAUUUUUACUGCUGAAAGUUGAUGAUUUCAUGAUUCAACUGCCUCUAUUAGAACAGCAUUUCUGCCACCAGGAUGUAUUUCAUCACAUUGCCAUAGAGUACUAUCAUAAUCUCAACAUCUUCAUAUGAACCUCAGCAUCGACCACAUUGUUUUUGAUGACACCCUUACAUCAUACUCUAGGUGUUUCACUUCAAAAUCCAAGGGACGUGGCAUGCGAUUUGGAGUUUGGUUCAGUACUGUUAAUGUCUCUCUCAUAUUGAAUAUUUGUGUGUGUGUGUACUUGUCAAUCGUUUCCCACUCAUUGUCAUUGGAAAAGUCCAUCAGUUUUCCCACCAGCUUUUCUGAAUGUAUAGUGUCAGAAUUUCAGUGAUGUUGUAGAUGUCGGCUAUACAGUUUACCUGUUAGUAGUCAAUGUCAAGUGAGCUUUUCUUGUGAGUAAUUCCCUUGGAUGUAGCCACGACAUUAUCCAGAUUUUUCUUUUUUUUUUGCACUAUACUUACAACUUUAGAACAUUGAACCCUGGUGUUUGUUUCACCCCCCUCUGAGCGACUGUUAUGUGCACUGGACUUGUUUUCCCCUGUAUUCGGUCAAACUUGCCUUUUGUUUAAAAAAAAAAGUAUUUUUGAAAAGCAUAUGUGUAUUGUCUAUAUAAAAGAGGUGAUUUUUAUAAACUUUGUAUUUUUGGAUAGAUUUCUCACUGCACAACAGAUACAGCUGGACAUGUUUUCAAGCUACAUAGCUUUGAGUAUAAUUCAUGCAGGGAGAAGUAAGCAUGAAAUAGGGAAGCCAUUGGAUGUACCACCAUUGAUGCAUCAAGGGGUGCUGUGGUAAAUCACACUUUAAUAUUACAAUUUGUCAUGGACAGGAGUAAGAACAGUCAUCUUGUUGUGCAAAGAGUAUAUAAACAACCCCCAUUAUUAUCAUAGAAUAUACACUAUUUAACUGUGUAAUUUGCUAGCCACAGAACCAGGUGUGUAAAUUCACCUGAAAGAAAUACCACUAGUGGUGCGAUUAUGUCAAAAUUGGGUCACCUGUGGAGAAAUGAGGGAAUCCUUUCAAAGCCUGGUUUUGGUUUUAUUUUAUUUUUGCAGGACGUAACAUAUCAUUGUGCACAAUUUUUGGUGACCCGUUUUGGCUUGUGAGCACUACUUUCUAAACUACUGGCUGAAAUUAUACUAAACUUUUAUAACGCAUCUUUAAUGUGCAGCUCAUACAGUAGCAGAAAGCAUAAUGCAUUGUGAGUGCACACAAAUUAUGGUGCCUUUGUGCUAUGUUGGAGUUUGUUAUUUGAAAGGUUUAACUAAAUGCUUGUCUCAUAUGUUAGUGAAUCCUCCUGUUCCAUCAUAUUUCACUAUGUUUACAGUUAAGACAUGCAGCAUCACCAUUUACCAUAGAUAGAUACAAGGGAGUUCCUUAAAGGAUCUGUUGGUUCAGUGUCAGCUGGUCAAGCAUGCAAAACAUUAUCGGUUAUAGAUCUGAAAAUGAGAACUGUUUUGAAUUCAAUGUCGUCUUCUGAUGUUUAGCUCUUGGUUUUUACUUUUGUUUUGUUCCGUUUUGUGACACUUUACUUUUACAUACUCACCAUUAUUUGAUUUCUUCCGCUCGCUCUAGUACUUAAACAACUUAAGCUAUUAAGACGAAACCAAUUUCCAAAUGUAAAGACUGCCCCAACUUAUAUUGCUUUUGAAAAUAUUUGUGAUAUUAUUUAUACCUGAAUUAAAUACAUUUGCUCACAUUUGCAUAUAAUAAAUUGCCAACAGUAACUCUUAAACCAUUAAAGCUAGAGGUACUAAAUCAACUUUCACAUGUUCACGUGAUUUAUGGUUUAAGAGUUAAUGUUGGUGAUUUAUUUUAUGCAAAUGUGUAUAAAUUCCAAUUCUUUAGAACUUAGUUCAACUAUAACUAUAUACAAUUGCAUCAAAUAAAAUGGCAUGCACACCACAUUUUCUUCAGGAAAUUUACUUUUCUAGUUUAGCUUGGUUUUAUUGUUUUUUUUUUAAUGCAAAAUAUUAAUUGUAGACUAAGGAAGAAAAGUGGAAUAGACCUUUGUUUAAAUGUGGUUUAAUGUUAUGUUUUCCUUGUUUGGUAAAUUGUCUUUGUUUUUGAUUCGAACAGUGGCAAGGCCUCACACACAAACUGGAUUGUCAAUCCAAAAGCAACAGAUUUUUGUUAUCAGCCUUUUAUGCACAUGUAGAUGCAAUUUGUUGGUACGUGCUUAUAUAUUUGAUCUUAUAUGUGCUUAUGAGCUAGAGAUGAUGCCCACUGAAGUGUAUUAUUUUUGUUGAGUGCGUAGACUGGCUGUUUAUAUUGCUUUUUGGUAUAAAUGUUUUUGUGAUAUGUCAAAAGUGAAAAUUGUUGUUAUAUGCACUGAGUCAUGUGCUGCACUAUGUCAUUGUGGCUCUGUUCUUCUGUUCUGUCUUUCUGACUUAGAAGUAUCAGUUAAUCUAAAGUUUUUCAGACUGAUCCAAACUCUAAAUUGCUCCCUGUGUUUUUACAAUCAGUUGUCUUUUCUUUAAAACAAUGUUUUCUGUGUUUAUGUAGUAAAUCUGACUGAUUUGAUAAAUCUAUUAUUACUGCCACCAUUUUUGCACUAAUAUUCAGCUAUUAUAAUGGUUUACACUCAAACGUUUACAGAAGCAACCGUUUACAAAGAAUGGAGCAAGUUUUGAUGUUUUUUGUGUGUGUAGGUUCAUGUAAUUGAUAUAAAUAAGGAGGAAUUUGGGGGAAUAUAAACUGGGCCUUUGCCACCCACACAAGAUACUGUAAACCCAUUAGCUUCCCUUUUGACACCAGACAGGUAUUACAUAGCCAAACAUGGCCAUCUCAAAGUUUUAACUGCCCGGCAAUUGACAGCUUCCCUUAAGUCAUGGCUGUGACAAUGGAGCUGUCCAAUUCUGAAACUGACAGAGAUCCAGGCUAAAUAGUUGCAAAGGAUAGGGAAAAUAACAUCUGUAUUUACCAGUUUUUAACAAGAUAUAUAAAGAUGUAUAUACUUCCAAUAAUAUAAAUAUUUAGAAAUGUGAUUUGUAUGUUCCCUUUUACAGAGAGUGAGUGUGUAAGUGAUGGCUAUGUGCUAAGUUGUUUUGAGUGAAUGGAAAAUCAGCCGUUGCUUUCUCUCACAGGCUAUGAACCAGCGUUUCCCAAACUCCGUCCCCGGCACCCCAAAGGGUGCCCUAGCACUACACAGCUGAUUAAAAUCAACUAAUCAUCCAGCUUUAAUUAUUUGAAUCAGCUGUGUAACAAAAGCUACGGCAACAAAAAAAACGAACCGCUGGUGUAAGCCGUUAAAUGUGCGAGUUGCUAUUUUACCUUAAUUCCCCGGUGAUGUCAGAUGAGUUAUCAUACUUGUUGUUUUUUUUUACAUGCAACGGGUGAACCAUUAAGGAAACCGAAUUUCAUAAAUCAUCCCUUUAACUCUUGUUUAAUGUUCAAGUAAUGCACUUGUUUAGAGCACUUUGUUUAUCUGUCAUUUACUAAAAUGUGUUUCUGUCUAAGGUUUAGAGUUAAAUACUCCACUUUCCCACUGUAUCUCCAAGUUUUAGUUGUUAGAUUUGAGAAUUACAUCCAUUUAUAACAGUGCACUUGUCUAUGAAUUGUUUACAUUUAGAAAAUGAGAAUAUUUACGAGGAAACCACAAUCUGCUUUAUCUUUACAGUUUGUUUCUUGCUGCAUAACCUACCGCAUAAAGAUUGACAUGUGACUGAC